AUGGACUUUGCGACCAAUCUGGCUCUCAAGGCCUAUCUAGCAGUGCCCUUUGUCGAAGAAAUGCGCGUGUUGACGGAUUGGACCAUUACAAGGACGUCAAUGGACUUCUUUAUGUGGAUGAAGUUGGAGGAUACGCAGCAGAGUCUUUACAGGACAAAGCGUGACUUCCACAUGAGAAGAUGGUAUCCACCCGCUGCUCCACGACCAGCCUGGGAGAAGGUUUUGCAAGGAGGGCUCCUUCUUGUUGGCCUGGCUCUUCUCAUUGUUGCGCCAAUCGCUCUUUUCUCCACAUUGAACCCAAAUUUGCAGUCCAAUCGGUUGACCUCUGCUAGCUUGUCCGGCAACUUGAUCGUUCAAUCCUCCGCUGAGGGCAUCAGGCAGCUGCUUGUUUAUGAAGGAUCGCAAACAUCAAUCGUAUCAGAACCUGUUCGCUCAGAUCAGACUUUCGGUUGCCUUUGGUUGCAAAGCCAACACCAUUGA
Durusdinium trenchii is the source of this 480-nucleotide messenger RNA. The record is from the annotation of a GenBank genome assembly. Lineage: Eukaryota; Dinophyceae; Suessiales; Symbiodiniaceae.